AUAUCGUGGGACUGAGUGAGAGGGAUCAGAUAUGAGAGGAGAUAGAGAAGGGCCAGCUUCAGUGUUUCUUGGUUUUUGGCAGAACAAAAUACACAGAUAAAGACAUAACCAUCUUGGAACCAAGUGAUUUGAACAACCAACAGGCCAGCUUCUGACCGCUUUUCUGUCUUUCUGGACGAGCAACGCAGAAAGGUCGCCUCAUCUGCUAAAUUUCCACAUCAACAUCUACUUAGUUCCUCUGUGAACUCCACUAAAACCAUUCUGCUGGGUGCUCCACCUCAAACGUUUCAAUGGCUCAAGACAUGACAGAGAAGGACCUUCUAAAGAUGGAAGUAGAACAGUUAAGGAAGGAGAUAAAGACAGAAAGAGCACUGGUUUCCAAGUCUGCACAAGAAAUGAAGAGCUAUGUUGAAUCUCUAGCGACAGAAGAUCCAUUGCUGAAAGGAGUUCCAGAAGAUAAAAAUCCAUUCAAAGAAAAAGGUGGCUGUGCGGUUACCUGACACAAUUCUACCUCCUUCGAAGAAGCAUAUAUGGAACUUUACUUGUCUUCUGUCUUUGCUGUACGUGGUGUUAGACUGUUUAUUCUAGUAUUUAUGUGUGUCAUAAAGGUUUACAAUCCA
Rana temporaria (common frog) is the source of this 620-nucleotide messenger RNA. It is a transcript of the gene GNGT2, whose product is annotated as G protein subunit gamma transducin 2. Gene Ontology annotation, molecular function: G-protein beta-subunit binding. The transcript has 2 exons. Gene Ontology annotation, cellular component: heterotrimeric G-protein complex. NCBI's taxonomy places the organism in Eukaryota, Metazoa, Chordata, Amphibia, Anura, Ranidae. The coding region runs from base 291 to 500 and encodes 69 amino acids. Gene Ontology annotation, biological process: G protein-coupled receptor signaling pathway. The record is from RefSeq and is a predicted model, not a curated record.